UGUAAAUAUAAUUGUAAGAAUAAAGCUGGGUUUAGUUAGGGAAGUUAUGUUCUUUAAUAUCCUGCUGGUGCCAUCUGACAGUAAACCAUGAAAGUAAUGGCGCGAACCAUUUCUUUUUGGUUGCCUCUAUAAAAUAUAUUUCAUAUUGUACAGUUAGUUCCCGCCUACAUCCAUCAUUAAACUUAUACCUGAAAGAAUUUAGAAGUUCUCUAUGUAUGAUUUUAAUUGUUUCGGAAUACGAUUGUCGGUUGUUUUCCGGUAUCGUUAAUUUUGAAAGUGUUACCGUAUCGUUUCCAAGAUACAGUUUCUGUAAUUAUCGAUUUUGACGAUGUGUUCAUUGAGAUGUCAGUAAUAGAAGUGUAUCGGUAUUUUAAAGUAUUCUACGUUUGCUAUUAAUAUUUAAAAAUUGUUUAUUCUGCGAUAAAAAACAAUUUUUUGAAGAGGUGCGUUCUUCAUUUACCACUAGAGCGCGCUAAUCGUAUCAUAUUCAAAACGAUAUAUAUCUAUUAUAAACAGUUCUAUUCCUAUCCACGUGGGUGACGGUUGUAAUUGCUUGAUAAUUAAAAAGAAUGGCUAAGAAGGUAAAGAAAAGUACUAGUAACGCAAAGAAGAUUGAUACAAAUGUUCAUGAAAUAAAAACCAAUAAGAAAAAGAAACAAAAAGAUCAAGAUAAAAAUAAAAUUGCUAUCAUUAAAGAUAAAAAUGAAUUUAAGAAGAAAUCAAAGGACAAACAUAAGCUAGCAAAAAAAUUCAAACAGAUACCUGACGAAGAAAAACAUCAAGCAGUUGCUAACCUUGUAAAGCAAAAUUCUGUGAAAGUAUUAGAUACGAAAAAUAAAAGUCAAAGUAUAAAGACUAGAUUUCAAGCUAGAAAUAAAAAGCAAAGGAGAAUGCUUAAAAACAGUGAUAGACGUGAAAGGAAAGAACAUAAUACAAGAAACAAAAAUUUUAAUCAAUCCAGUAAUAAGACUGAUACUGACAGUGUUAAAAAAGUAUUAAAAGAAAAAGAAUCUAAGAGCAUGAAGCGUAAAAGGAAUGAGAAAGAAACAAAUAAUAAGACAACAAAAUUUGAUUCAACAUCACAUAAAGCUAAGAAACAAAAGAUUGUGCAAAAGAAAGACCAUAAUUCUAAAUCAUCCACAAAUCAUCAUAAACUAGAUAUUAAAAGACUGAAGAAGUUAGUAGAGAAAGAAACAAAAGGUCAGCAAGAAAACACAAAACCACAACCUGCACAAAAAAGAACAGGUAAACAAAAGGCAACAAAGGGACAAAAAGAGAAUACAAAACUGCAGUCUUUGGGGAAACAAAUAGGUACUAAGAAGAAAAAAGCAAAAAAUCAAAAAGAGAAUGUAAAACCUGAAUCUUUAAGGGAACAAGUAGUUGUUAAACAAAAGAAAACUAGAAAUUGGAAAGAAAAUAUGAAUACAUCCUCUCUGAGGGAACGAAUGAUGACUAAGUUAAGAGCAUCUAGAUUUAGGUACAUAAAUGAAUCACUUUAUAGUAGUGAAAGUACAGAAUCUAAUAACUAUUUUCAAAAUGAUCCUGACUCAUUCAAAGCAUAUCAUGAAGGAUACAAACAACAGGUUGAACAGUGGCCUGUGAACCCACUUGAUGUUAUAGUAUCUUCAAUUAAGAAGAUGUCAAAGAGUAAUAUAAUUGCUGAUUUUGGUUGUGGGGAAGCCAAACUUGCUGCUUCUGUUCCCCAUAAAGUGCAUUCUUUUGACUUUGUUUCAUUGAAUGAAAAUGUAACUGCUUGUGAUAUGGCACAUACUCCAUUAUUAACAAAUGGAGUCCAUGUUGUUGUAUUCUGUUUAUCUCUGAUGGGAACCAAUCUUAAAGAUUAUAUUAUAGAAGCCAAUAGAGUACUAAAAAAAGAUGGUAUUUUGAAAAUAGCUGAAGUUGAAAGUCGAUUUGAGAAGGUGGAAGAUUUUAUAAAAACAAUAGAGAGCUAUGGUUUUAAGAACACCUGGACUGAUUUGUCCCAUAACUUAUUUUAUUUCUUAGACUUUAAGAAAGAGAAAGACAUAGGUAGCCACAGAAAUAAGUUACCUUCUAUUACUUUAAAUCCAUGUUUAUAUAAAAAACGAUAAUAAUUAAAUAAUGGACAUAUACAUUUUAUAUGUAUUU
Molecule: messenger RNA, 2127 nt
Organism: Megachile rotundata (alfalfa leafcutting bee)
Lineage: Eukaryota; Metazoa; Arthropoda; Insecta; Hymenoptera; Megachilidae
Biological process (GO): regulation of transcription by glucose; cellular response to glucose starvation; rDNA heterochromatin formation
Cellular component (GO): nucleolus; rDNA heterochromatin; chromatin silencing complex
Molecular function (GO): methyltransferase activity
Source: RefSeq, a predicted model, not a curated record